Messenger RNA from Rotaria sp. Silwood1, 258 nucleotides. Lineage: Eukaryota; Metazoa; Rotifera; Eurotatoria; Philodinida; Philodinidae. The record is from the annotation of a GenBank genome assembly.
AUGGUUGCAUCAAGAAAAGGACGUAAAAAUAAUGAACAAGAAAUUCCAAAUCGAAUCGAACAUAAUGACGAUGAUGAUGAUGAAGAAUAUGAUGAAGAAAAAGGUGCUCAAUUAUUACAAAAAAUUAUUGCUUCCGUACUUAAACCAAAGAGUAAACAUGUUAAUCCAUCAUUUAUGUUUUUUCAUUGUACUUCACUUGGUUCAUUAUCAAGUGACGAUAUUCCAUCAUCAAUUAAUGGUUCAUAUAAAUCACAAUAG